UGUCGACGGGCUUGUUCGUUGAACGGUCGACCGCCGACGUCACACUGAAGCCCUUCGAACGGCGCUUACAUGGCCGACCUGCUGCACAGGCUGCCUCUGCUGGUCCUCGUCGUCGUGCUGCUUCUCGUCGUUGUCUUCUUCUACGUGUGUUUCGUCGGCCUCGUUCCACUUGCGGCUCGCAGAAGGAGAUCUUCGAAGAAAGCCGACAGGAUGGAUCGACGACUGGGCAAUGGCAGACCGACAGACACAACCUCCGGAGCGAGCAAUCGGCAACACAGUGCGGGGUCUGUGGCGAAGCGGCCGUACGACCCGAGGUUGUAUGCACACUUGCCUUUUCACGAGAUUCCUCUCCCUCCGCCGGAUGACGAGGGGGGAGACGCCAGGUCGUCGACUUUGCCGUUGGGAAGUGGGUCGACGCAGGAAUGGGCGGCGACGCAGUCGUGCGGCGGCAGGCGGGUGGAGACCCCGUGGUCUUACACGUCACUGCUGAACGAGGGAAUGGGUGACGACGACGACAAUGCAUCGGUUGAUCUCAGCUUCCAGUUGUCCAGCAGCAGCGGAGCAGCGGCAACGCACACUCGGAUCAUCAAUCCCCACCCGAGUGUGGAUUGCGCGGACAACACGCACGGUGGUGUGUGCGGGCCGCGAGACGGCGGUCUGCCUCAAUCGCUUCGUGAAGGUGAUGGUAAUCGGAAUGAGUCGACGUCCACCGUCGGCGGAGGAGUCGGUGCGCGUGAACGUCCGGAGUGGAUGCGGUUGUCACCUGCAUCGCGAAGCGGAUCCGGCGCUCCUCCUUUACGGCAGUGGCCGGAGGAUUUGCGUGAGGAAGGUGCGGACGUGCACCGCGACGGGAGGCAGCUGUGGGCAGAGUGCAAGCAGGCCUUGCAUCAACGUGGAACGGAGACAAUCACGAGAGGGGUGCAACGACUCCUCCUGGACGAAGGGGACAAAGCUGCUGUUGAGGAUGCCCAGGGGUGUGACGACGUUGACGGUGACGACGAUUGCAACUCCGACGAUUUGCCAGACAUUAGGCCGCUGGGGAGGAAGGCGACGAACGGCUGAGUGACUGCGAGGAAGGGUCCCGCUAUGAAAAGU
Chara braunii is the source of this 1095-nucleotide messenger RNA. Lineage: Eukaryota; Viridiplantae; Streptophyta; Charophyceae; Charales; Characeae. The record is from the annotation of a GenBank genome assembly.